AAAAUUCCUUUCUCAACGCUUCCGCAAUUCCUCUUUCGGGAACAAAACUCAUUUUGUUUGCGUGUGCGUGUGUGUACGACCUACGAGCCUCCUUCUCCGCCUCCUUUCCUGCUACUUCCUCCUUGCUUUAUGGACCGGAAGAGUCCUUGAAGCAAAAUAGCUCGGCGGGCACUUCCGGGACCGGAGCCUGGGGUUCCGGGAGAGCGCUGGCAGGAGAGGGAAAGGCAGCGGCGGUGGCAGCUGGAGGAUGAAGAAGGAGCAUGUGCUGCACUGUCAGUUCUCCGCGUGGUACCCGCUCUUCCGAAGCCUUACCAUCAAGAGUGUCAUUCUUCCACUUCCUCAGAAUGUGAAGGAUUAUUUACUUGAUGAUGGAACUCUGGUGGUUUCAGGAAGGGAAGAUCCACCAACACACUCUCAGCCAGACAGUGAUGAUGAAGCAGAAGAAAUACAGUGGUCUGAUGAUGAGAACACAGCCACACUUACGGCACCAGAAUUUCCCGAGUUCACCACUAAAGUCCAGGAAGCUAUCAAUUCCUUGGGGGGCAGUGUCUUUCCUAAACUUAACUGGAGUGCCCCAAGGGAUGCUUACUGGAUAGCCAUGAAUAGUUCUCUGAAAUGUAAAACCCUCAGCGACAUCUUUCUACUUUUCAAGAGUUCUGAUUUCAUCACUCGUGACUUUACUCAACCAUUUGUUCAUUGUACUGAUGAUUCUCCAGAUCCUUGUAUGGAAUAUGAGCUUGUUCUCCGAAAAUGGUGUGAAUUAAUUCCUGGGGCUGAGUUCCGAUGUUUUGUCAAGGAAAAUAAGCUUAUUGGUAUUUCUCAAAGGGACUACACACAAUACUAUGAUCAUAUUUCUAAACAAAAGGAAGAAAUUUGCAGAGGCAUACAAGACUUUUUCAAGAAACACAUACAGUAUAAAUUCUUAGAUGAAGACUUUGUAUUCGAUAUAUAUAGAGACAGUAGGGGGAAGGUGUGGCUAAUUGACUUUAAUCCAUUUGGUGAAGUCACAGAUUCACUACUGUUUACUUGGGAAGAACUGAUAUCUGGGAAAAACUUAAAAGGUGAUUUUAGUGAAGGAGAUGCUCAGGAGCAGGAUUCUCCAGCUUUCCGUUGCACCAACAGUGAGGUGACAGUCCAGCCUAGCCCCUAUCUAAGCUAUCGACUGCCCAAGGACUUUGUAGACCUUUCUACUGGGGAAGAUGCUCACAAACUAAUAGACUUCCUUAAACUGAAAAGAAAUCAGCAAGAGGAUGACUGAUUAGAGUGUUAGAGUUCAAGCCCAAGUUAAAGAGGAAACCAUUGCUACUCCAGGAGGCUGCGUAUAAGCCACGACUUCCUGUUGACCCAGAUCGGAUGGGGGUGGGGGCGGGCAGUGUAGAAGCCAACAGCUUUUUAUAUUCAUGUAUAUUCACCUGGAAAGAUGGAGGGACUUUGCUACUUGUAAACAUAACAUAAUAAAUAGAUCUUAAACAUAGGAAA
This is a messenger RNA of Cynocephalus volans (Philippine flying lemur), 1479 nucleotides long. RefSeq names its product cell division cycle 123 (gene CDC123). The coding region runs from base 248 to 1258 and encodes 336 amino acids. The record is from RefSeq and is a predicted model, not a curated record. Gene Ontology annotation, cellular component: cytoplasm. NCBI's taxonomy places the organism in Eukaryota, Metazoa, Chordata, Mammalia, Dermoptera, Cynocephalidae. The transcript has 13 exons.